This is a messenger RNA of Haliotis rufescens (red abalone), 2513 nucleotides long. Its product is annotated as low-density lipoprotein receptor-related protein 4-like. Bases 55 to 1581 code for a protein of 508 amino acids. The record is from RefSeq and is a predicted model, not a curated record. Lineage: Eukaryota; Metazoa; Mollusca; Gastropoda; Lepetellida; Haliotidae. Gene Ontology annotation, cellular component: membrane. The transcript is spliced from 11 exons. Gene Ontology annotation, biological process: positive regulation of phosphatidylinositol 3-kinase/protein kinase B signal transduction; regulation of immune response. Gene Ontology annotation, molecular function: phosphatidylinositol 3-kinase binding; signaling receptor binding.
AUUGACAAGGAAGUAAAAUGCACAUCCAGGGUUUUGAGUGUUCUGUUGUUUUGCAUGUCAGAUAUCAAGCCAUGGUUUGAUGCAACACUGAAACAAUCAAGAGCCAUGAUUUUACAGUACAUGAUUGUUGUGUGUGGUUUGUUACCCUGGAUAGCCACUGGUCAAGCUGAGUCUCCGCAGCUCGUGGUCCUGCUGACCGAUCUGGGUAAGACGGGAGAACUUGGGUUUCUUCACAAGAUCAACCUGCAUGAUUGGGACACUGGCGCCCUCAACAUCGCAAACAUGCUGCGGCCCACGGCUAUAGAUGUCGACAGGACACGCCAUCACGUCUACUGGACUGAUGUCAGAACCUAUCAAAUACGACGAGCAGACUUAGACGGAGGAAAUAAUCAGCUGAUGGCCUCGUUAAACACAUCAGCAUCGAACCCAGAGGGGAUAACACUGGACAGCCAGACCCGGCAGGUGUUCUACACGGACGCUGGAGCCGACAUCGUCGCCCGCAUCGAGAUGGACAGUUUACAGUCGACCGUCAUCGUAAGCACCGGCCUCGAUAAACCAAUGGGGAUUGUUGCCGACACGAACUACAAGAAGCUCUACUGGGUGAACAGAGGAAACUCGCCAAAGAUCGAGACAUCUGAUUACAAUGGAGCCGCAAGGGCAACUUUGGUUUCGUCUGGACUUGCACAACCCAACGGUAUCACCAUUGACCAAAAGGGUGGCCGCCUGUUCUGGACAGACUCAGCCGGUUACAUCGAGUCCAUGUUUACGAAUGGCACGCAGAGGAAGAGACUCAGAAGCGAAUCAGGACGACUGUUCUUCUAUAUUUCCCAUUUCAAUGGCUUCCUAUAUUACACCGUGAGGAAGGAAAGGUCAUUCUUCCAGCUACACGAAGAUGGGUUGUAUAUGAACAUCAAGCUCACAGCGUCAGGAGUCUACCUACCGCUAGGUAUCCACGUGUAUUCCCCGAACGUGAAUGCAACAGAACUAGCAACUUGUCCGGAUGGUCGGUAUGGACCAGCAUGCACGGAGUGUGGACAAUGUUCAAAGGGGGAGAUCUGUGAGAAGACCAUUGGCCAGUGUUUUGUAGGCUGUGCGGCUGGUUAUAAGCCACGAACGUGUUCACAAGAGUGCGACCCUGGCUUCUUUGGUGAAAACUGCAAAUCACCUUGUUCCAAGUGCCGGACCGGAACUUCGUGUGACCACGUGACUGGCAAGUGCCCGGAUGGAUGUCAGACCGGAUGGGAAGGAGACUUAUGUAAUGUUGAAUCAGAAUCUGGACAUGAAGGGGGCCUUUCAAUGGGUACAUCAUUUCUUACAACGGGCCUAAUCAUCGGAAUCGCUGCUGGAGGAGCUCUGGUCGUGGUCAUCGUGGUCGUAGUCGUUGCUGUGUGUGUUGUCAAGAAACGCCGAAGGCCUAAGGUUAAAGAAGAAGGAGAAGUGUACACAGAUAUCGGUCCACUGGACAAAACGUUGGAUGAGAACGCGUAUACUCCUCUAGGGGCUAGUAGGCCCACCAACCCUUAUGCUGAGAUAUACACUGUACCCGAGCAGUGUGCCCAGUACACUAAUCCUUCCUGGUAACAUUAUUAGCGAUGCUUUCUCUGGAGUAACAGUUUAUUGUUGCCUGUAAAUAGUUACCCUUGGUGCGAAUAUUUGUUAAAGAGGGGCUUUUUUUUUAGAAUCAACCAAUUAGUCGUCCUGGCAAGACUGGCUGUAGGUCACAAAAUAAAAGCAAUAAACAUGAUUCAAUCGAGGCCAUGCCCAUCAAAAGAAAAGAUGAAAGCUUAAAGCUUUAUUGAUCUCUGUCACCUCUGUAUUUAGGGGUAUUUGAAUAUUCACACAUGCACUCUCCUCUCUCCUAACAAUCAUCCACGGACCAUUUCAUCUGCACAGAAUCUUCAGUUGUAGAAGACAUUGAGCAGUAACCUUAGUACAAGCAGGAUACAGAACGACAACCUCCGCUUUGUUAUAAAAUAUAUUUGUUCAUACCACAUAGAUACUGCAGAUAUAAUUUGUAUAGUUUCAUGAAAUAGUGGCGGAGUCAGUCUAUAUGGCAACUAUUGCUGACAAAAUGGAACAAACUAGAUGAGACUAAUGGUGAUAUCCUGUUGGAACCAGGCACUGGGUGUGUACCAUGUUUACAUUUUCUCAUGUUUAGUUAUUAGUUCUCCUGAGUCAAGUGAGCUUGUGGCUAUUACUCUGUCAGUUUUGUUCAUUUAUACUGAUCUUUCAAUGCGACUACUGGUGCUUGGCAAAACCAGAUCAGAUCGUUUUGGUGACAGACCAGUUGCUAUUCUGUAAGCAUGAAGUGAGCUAGAGAGGACGGUUUAGUCUAUCACCCCGUCCCUUAUAAGCAUGAACACAUCACAUGUAAUGUUACUUCAAAUAAGCAGAACAGAGUGUCACCAAUAUUAAGGAUCACAUGACGAUGAGAAUGUAUCAGAACAACACUACAUAUUUGUCAUGAUUUUUUAUAUUGCAUAAAUAUCCUGUUAAUAAAUAAUAAAUACUGA